Messenger RNA from Hipposideros armiger (great roundleaf bat), 1388 nucleotides. RefSeq names its product ciliary microtubule inner protein 2B (gene CIMIP2B). Bases 15 to 1361 code for a protein of 448 amino acids. The transcript is spliced from 5 exons. The record is from RefSeq and is a predicted model, not a curated record. NCBI's taxonomy places the organism in Eukaryota, Metazoa, Chordata, Mammalia, Chiroptera, Hipposideridae.
UGAGAUAGAGCUGAAUGGACCUAACAGUUUCUGCUCUCCCAUCUCCCACCUCGGGGCUUCCUUCCGUCCUGGAGUGGGGAGGCUGUUCUCAGCUUUUCCCCUGCCCCCAGGUGGCAGGACUGCAUUUGUUUUGGGGUAGACAGACCUGUGAGCUACUCUCCUGUUCCACUGGCCUUGGUCCUGGCAGCCAUCACUCUAGUGCCCCCUCCCCUGUCUCCUCCCUUAGCCCCGCCCCAGCCUCUGGCUGGGCCCCACAGCCCUGGACACAGUACACACAGCCCAGAGCCUCUGCUCAAAGGGAAACAAAAGGGACUGCCCAGGUUCCCAUGGCUGUGGCCAGCACCUUCACACCGGGGCUGAAUGCUCAGAAUCCUCAUUAUAUCCCGGGCAUGGGCCAGACCUAUGGGCAGGUGACUGGCCAGCUACUUCGAGGAGCUCCUGGCUUAGCCUGGCCCCCUGCCUGUCGCAUACUUCUGCCUCCCAUUCGGCCUCCAAGGUCUCCUGAGGUUCCCAGGGGAAGCCUGCCAGUCAGGCGUGGCCAUGAAAGGCUCAGCUCCAGCAUGAUCCCUGGGUACACAGGUUUCGUCCCCCAGGCACAGUUCAUCUUUGCCAAGAACUGCAGCCAGGUCUGGGCUGAGGCGCUGAAUGAUUUUACUCAGUGGCAUGGGAAACAGGGGCGUCAGGAGCUGCCAAAGGAGGUCAAGGGAGCGGAUGUGCAGAAGGACCAAGAGCCGAAGGCUGCGCCAGAGCUGGAGGCGGAGGAACCAGAGCGGGGACAGGAGGCGGGACAAGUUUCCCCCUAUUCCAUGGAUGACAGAGAUCCUCACAAGUUCUUCAUGUCAGGUGAGGGGACGUGGGCAAUGACCAAAGGCAUGGGAAGGCCCCUAGGGGGUCCUGACUCAGUACCCCCCUCCCCCCAGGCUUCACUGGUUAUGUGCCCCGUGCCCGCUUCCUCUUCGGCUCCAGCUUUCCUGUGCUCACCAACCAGGCCCUGCAGGAAUUUGGACAAAUGUACUCACAGGGCAGACCCCAGAAGGGCCUCAAACAUCUCCCCCCACUUUCUAGGACCUACUCUCAGAAACUGGGCCUUUUACCUAACUAUGGGGGCUAUGUGCCAGGGUAUAAGUUCCAGUUUGGCCGCACUUAUGGGCAUCUCACCCAUGAUGCUCUGGGCCUCAGCAACCUCCAGAAGCAGCUCGUGGCAUAGGUACCUGGACUUCAAGUUCUCUCUUCCCUUUUCAUCUAUCCCAGCCAUCCUUUUGGAAGGAAGAGAGAUGGGCUGGAGGGUGGGGGGAGACACAAAGAGAAAAUGGUUUGGAGGCCAAGCACCUUUUUUAUUAAUAGGUGUAAUAAAUAAAUAAAUAAAUACAUAAACAGAAGCCUGGGCU